AUGGAGGAGGAGAAGCAAAAGUGUGGCGGAGGAGGAGGAGGGACGAUGGUGGUGGUGGUGGAGCCAAAGCCAAGGAAAGGGUUGACUUCUAAAGUGGUUGACUUUGUGGAGAAGCUGAUCGUCAACUUCAUGCACGACAGUACUUCUCAGCCUCUAUACUAUCUCUCCGGUAACUUUGCUCCGGUUGCUGAAGAGACCCCUCCUGCGUCCGGCCUCCAUGUCAAAGGCUUCCUCCCGGACUGCUUAAAUGGAGUGUUUGUUAGGGUGGGUCCAAACCCAAAAUUCACCCCUCUGGCUGGAUAUCACUGGUUUGAUGGAGAUGGGUGCAAGACACUAACUGUUUGUCACCCACUUCCAGCUAAUACAGCUCUCAUAUAUCACCAUGGGAAACUUCUGGCACUGUCCGAGCCGGAUAAACCAUAUGUCCUCAAAGUUUUGGAAGAUGGGGAUCUCCAAACACUUGGCAUGCUGGAUUAUGAUAAGAGAUUGACGCAUUCUUUUACUGCUCAUCCUAAGGUUGACCCAUUCACUGGGGAGAUGUUUACAUUUGGUUAUUCAGAUACACCACCAUAUAUCACUUACAGAGUAAUUUCAAUGGAUGGCUUCAUGCAUGACCUAGUACCAAUAACAAUAUCAGAGCCCAUCAUGAUUCAUGACUUCGCCAUUACUCAGAACUAUGCAAUUUUCAUGGAUCUUCCAUUAUAUUUCAGACCAAAGGAAAUGGUCAAGGAGAAGCAGCUGUUAUUCACAUUUGAUGCAACGAAAAGAGCUCGAUUUGGUGUACUUCCUCGUUAUGCAAAGGAUGAGCUGCUAAUCAAAUGGUUCGAGCUUCCUAAUUGCUUCAUAUUCCAUAAUGCCAAUGCUUGGGAGGAGGAGGAUGAAGUUGUUCUGAUUACUUGUCGCCUUGAGAAUCCAGAUCUGGACAUGUUCAGUGGAAUCGUCAAAGAAAAGCAUGGAAACUUAUACAACGAGCUGUAUGAGAUGAGAUUCAACAUGACAACUGGUCUAGCUUCACAGAAGAAAUUAUCAGCAUCUGGGAUAGAAUUUCCUAGGGUGAAUGAGAGUUACACUGGCAGGAAACAAAGAUAUGUUUAUGGAACCGCAGCUUACAGCAUUGGAAAAUUCACUGGGAUUAUCAAAUUUGAUCUGCAUGCUGAACCAGAGACUGGAAAAACAAAGCUUCAAGUUGGAGGAAAUGUUACAGGCAUCUGUGUCUUGGGACCUGGCAGAUUUGUUUCUGAGGCUAUUUUUGUCCCUCGUGUGCCUGGCGUUACUUCUGAAGAAGACGAUGGCUACUUAAUAUUCUUUGUACAUGACGAGAACACCGGAAAAUCAUCAGUGCAUGUAAUUGAUGCAAAAACAAUGUCAGCUGAUCCUGUUGCAGUUGUUGAGUUACCCAACAGAGUUCCAUAUGGCUUCCAUGCCCUCUUUGUGUCAGAGGACCAACUUCAAGAUCAAGCAAAACUUUGAUAGAUUGUUGGAAACUGCACAAUAUAUUUGAAAAAGAGAAACUGGAACUGAAGGCAGAUCCAUGUAAAUUAUACUUUUGAUAUCUCUUUGGUAGUACUUUCCCCAUAUUUUCUCUACUCAUCUUUUCUAGCUGAAAAGAAAAAUACAAUGUAAUAAUUCCUCUCGGGAUCAGUGUACUAUUCCCCUUGUUU
This is a messenger RNA of Corylus avellana, 1661 nucleotides long. The record is from RefSeq and is a predicted model, not a curated record. Lineage: Eukaryota; Viridiplantae; Streptophyta; Magnoliopsida; Fagales; Betulaceae.